AUGCGGCUCGGCUCAUCGAACAGCUACAACGUCCAACAGACGGAGGCCAUCGAGUCAUCAUCGACGUCGUCGAUCGUCGAGAAAUCGACGACGCCGGUGAGCCCGAUGACCAGCGGCCCUCUCAAUAAUCAUAUCAAGUGUUUCGUCUCAUUUUUAGAUGGAUCGCAUUUCAGUUUCGUCAUAGAGAAAAAUGCCUUGGGUAAUGUACUCCUGGAAAAAGUUUAUAGUUAUUUGGAGCUUAUUGAAAAAGACUAUUUCGGCCUUAUUUUCUUUGUCGCUGAUCCUUCAGAAGGCCAGAGAAAGAAAUGGCUUGAUCCCAAUAAAGUUGUGCGGAAACAAAUGUUCUGCCCGCCAUAUCACCUUUUAUUCCGUGUCAAAUUCUAUGUAAAUGAUCCAAAUAAGCUAAAAGAAGAGUAUACCCGAUACCACUUCUUUCUACAAGUCAGACUGAGUAUUCUUGAAGGCCAUCUUCCUUGUAAUGAAGGCUCAUUGGCUUUAUUGGCAAGUUAUGCGGUCCAAUCGGAAUGCGGCGAUUAUAAGGAGAAAGAUCACGGGAAUGCGAAGACAUGCGGAUGCUACAAACUGAAAUUCGCUCCAAGACAGCCGGACGAUUUUGCGAGCCGCGUCGCCGAAUUACACCAACUUCACAUAGGGCAAUCGCCGGCCGACGCCGAAUUCAACUUUUUGGAUCAUUCCCGACGCCUCGAAAUGUAUGGAAUGGAUUUAUACGAUGGACGGGACGCUAAUGGCCUUCCAAUUGAAAUUGGUGUUGGUUGUGUUGGAAUCAAAGUCUUCCAUGAUGGAAUGAAGAUGAGCGAAUACGUGUGGUCUCGAAUCAUGAAGUUGAGCUUCCGCAAAAAGCAAUUCCUUGUGCAGGUGAGCGGCGAGCAGCCGAACGCCGAUGUUAUGAUCGUUUUCAACAUUUGUUCGCCGAAAUCGUGCAAACAAUUGUGGAAAUGCUGCAUCGAGCAGCACACGUUUUUUCGGCUCAAAACGCCGCCGAAACCGCAACCGCGUCGCCUAUUCAAUAUCGGCAGCAAAUUUCGGUACAGCGGUCGAACCGAGUACCAGACGAUGGAGGAGGCGGAGAACAAGAGGCAUCUGACGCAUCGCACGUUUCAUCGAUCGCUGUCGAAGAACUCGUUCGCGCGUUCGACGUACGCGGGCCCGGCGCCAUCCAUCGACUCAUCGAGGUACACGACGACCACAUCGGGUUCCCCAGAGCUUCCCACGAGCGGUCAAUUAAUGGCUCGUCGCCUUCUUCGACACGAGACCGAGAAUUCCGAAGGUCUCGGCUACACGUCAGACGGCGUCCUCGGCACACCAGUCUCGCCACGACAAACGCGCGACUACUGUACAGACAGAUCUCGCGUCUCGGCCGCCUGUCAUUUUUGUUGCGGAUCGCCCGAUCCGGCGACGGCGGGCGAGUUUUUGGGCUCUUGA
Messenger RNA from Caenorhabditis bovis, 1443 nucleotides. Lineage: Eukaryota; Metazoa; Nematoda; Chromadorea; Rhabditida; Rhabditidae. The record is from the annotation of a GenBank genome assembly.